AUGAAUGCUGUUUUUCCUCUCUGCACCAUGCCCCACCUCUUCCUCUUCCUCUUCCUCCUGCCUCUCUGUGCACUUGAAUCCCAUAACAUUAGAUUCAAUCAUCUUCAAGGUCCUGUACGACUUGCUAACCAUGUGGGUUCAAUGCUCCCCAAACUCUCACCUCUUGGUGCUCCGCAGCCUUUUCUUCCUCUUGCACCUUCACCACUGGCUCCAUUCACCAAUACCUCUAUCCCGAAGUUAUCAGGACUCUGCACUUUGAACUUUAGUACUGCUGAAAGUUUGAUUAGCGUAACAGCAAUUGAUUGCUGGGAAGUUUUUGCCCCAUUUCUGGCUAACGUAAUAUGUUGUCCCCAAUUGGAAGCAACUCUCACAAUUCUUAUUGGUCAAUCCAGUAAAUAUACCAAUGUACUUGCCUUAAAUGGGACCAAUGCUAAACAUUGCCUUGCAGAUGUUGAACAGAUUCUGAUGGGCCAGGGUGCCACUUCUAAUCUGAAGCAGAUAUGUUCAAUUCAUCCUUCAAAUCUCACUGAGGCAUCUUGUCCAGUAAAAAAUGUGAAUGAUUUUUCUGACAUGGUGGAUACUACUAAGCUCCUUACCGCCUGUGAUAAAAUUGAUCCUGUGAAAGAAUGCUGCUAUCAAAUCUGUCAGAAUGCAAUAUUAGAAGCAGCUACAACCAUUGCAUCAAAAGGUUCUGAUAUUUUGGCCAUGGGCUCAUCACAUGUUCAACCUGUGCACUCACUCCGGGUCAAUGAUUGUAGAAAUAUUGUCCUCCGGUGGGUAGCUAGUAAGCUUGAACCUGCUCAUGCCAAGAAAGUUCUUAGAGGACUGUCUAAUUGCAAUGUUAACAAAGUUUGUCCCCUGGUUUUCCCUGACACAAUGCAAGUUGCCAAAGGUUGUGGGAAUGGUAUAAGUAACAAAACAGCCUGCUGUAAUGCUAUGGAAAGCUAUGUGUCUCACUUGCAAAAGCAGAGCUUUAUCACGAACUUGCAAGCUUUGGAUUGUGCAGAGACUUUGGCAAUGAAAUUGAAAAGUUCAAAUAUUACAGCAGAUAUUUAUGGUCUUUGUCACAUAAGCCUUAAAGACUUUUCCCUACAAGAGGCUGGUUGUCUAUUACCUAGUUUGCCUUCAGAUGCUACAUUUGACAGGGUUUCUGGUAUCAGCUUCCUUUGUGAUCUAAAUGAUAAUAUUCCAGCUCCCUGGCCUUCUACAUCUCAGCUGACUUCUUCAUCAUGCAAUAAAUCUGUCAACAUCCCUGCUCUUCCUGCAGCAGCAUCAAGUCAAAGUUGCCUAUACAGCCAUGAGAUUAUGUUCUUCGUGAUUGUUGCUUUAUCGUUUCUCCUUAUGACAACCAUGCAAUUAUGA
Messenger RNA from Sphenostylis stenocarpa, 1362 nucleotides. The record is from the annotation of a GenBank genome assembly. Lineage: Eukaryota; Viridiplantae; Streptophyta; Magnoliopsida; Fabales; Fabaceae.